Messenger RNA from Ostertagia ostertagi, 831 nucleotides. The record is from the annotation of a GenBank genome assembly. NCBI's taxonomy places the organism in Eukaryota, Metazoa, Nematoda, Chromadorea, Rhabditida, Trichostrongylidae.
AUGUCCAAAGACGAAGAGAAGGAUGCCCGAAGGACAUACCUUCUACGGGUUGCCAGCCACAUCCUUGGGUUGAACAUCGUCGAAGAGAAACUUCGACAACUUCCACAACCAAUCGAGACCUUCUGCGAUACAAAUUCCACGCUGCUCACUAUUGCACUCACUGAACAGGUGUUCAGUAAGGACAUUGCUGAUUCAUUACAAACUACAGCGAAUAAGCAUCUUAUAUCGCUUGUGAGCGAACUUGAAGAAAAUCUACUGGCGAGUGUCGAUAGCGGAAAGGACCGUGGAGAAGCUGGAGUGGUCGCACUCUCUGAUGAGAUUCGUGUUUGGAAGUCACGGAGCGGGGCAGCUGCUCAGCAGUACAACGAUGCUUUCGAACCACUACAGAUCAUCAUCGACACGAUUGAGGUGAGUUUCAGGAAGGAAGCUGACAAGCCUGAAGCCCACGGUCUUACCUAUGCGAACAGGUAUCUACGAAAAUUGAUGGAGGGAGGCUGUGGAAGGAUCCAGAGUAUUUCGCAACAAUGUACAACAAUGGGGAAUUUCGUCGGUAGCAAGUUGAUGACUGGUCAAACAUGGAAACGCCAAGUUGAAGACGCUUGGCAAGGCGAGCCAGUCGAUAUGAAAUAUCUACAGGGAUUCAAAAAGAGGCUUGAAGAGGUACUGUCGCUGAAGCAACUGGGCCCGCAGAUAGGUUUACUGCUAAACGAACGAGGUGUGGAGGCGGAAGUGGAGAAGACUAUUGAGACCGCUAUGAGAAAUACAGCCGUGUUGGCCUACAAUCCAUUCACGGAACACAAUUGGAAAUCGAAAGUGCUGGUGAGUUUUUGA